AUGACGCUGCUUGGGCGCUUCUACAAGCGGUACGCCGACCACGCCGUCGCCCGACACACGAUCUUCAUUGUGACGGGCAAAUCGACGUCCGAGCUGGAAGGGAAGCAGGAUGCCGUGGCCGACGCAGGAGUCGAUCGCUUUGUCACGCCCGAAGACCGGCUCAAGGUCAGCGACGUGGUGCUUGACCGCGCCGCGGUUCUGGUGACUAAGUUCCGGCUGCUGAAACUACUUAUGAGCAACGCCGACCCCGUGCUCACCAGCCGCGUCAUCCUGGAUAGAAUGUGGGAGCCGGAGUACACUAGUGAUUCCGGCAAGCUGGCGGCACAUAUGCUGCGACUGUGGAAAAAGCUAGAGCGCGCGCCGCACAGGUCAAGGCAUCUGCAGCGUCAGGUAGUUCCCGGUUCAUCGAGUAGCACCACCUCGUCGCGGCCACUCGGCAAGGCCGGUGAACGGUUCGAGGUGGAGGUGCAGGGCGACUUGACUGUCGUCAUCACAAUCAGGGGCUGGCAACAGCUUGUUCACCGGCCGGCCAUGCACGGCACGCCGAGCUCGAAUAGAGUCGACUCGUACGCGGUUGGCAUCGCCUUUCUGGUUAUCGACAACAAAGCCGGCGCAGCCCGCAGCUGCUACACAUUGCGCCACCUUGCGGUCCCGGACGGGAGCAAGGCUGGCGCGAUGCUUACCACCACCGCGCACGGGACGAUCACUAGGCCAGCAGCGGUCAAGGCCAUCAAAGGCGGUGCCGGCUCCUUCAGCUGUAUACCCCUAGAGGAUUCGACGGUCAAGAACCUGGCCAAGAGAUUCGGUGAGAUCCUAGACGAGGGCCAGCGGCGGCUAAUUGUCGCAGUCGACGACAGAACCUCCCAUAUUGUCAGCCUGCUGGCCGCCAAGCUCGAUAAACGUCGCGGCGAGCACGGUGGCAACAUCGUCGUAAGCGGCAUGAUAGACAAGUUGCUGACGUCGGCUGAGUCCAUCACCGGCGGGGACCUGGUGCGCAGUGCCUCCAACCGCACGCGGGUGGCCUGA
Messenger RNA from Phialemonium atrogriseum, 1026 nucleotides. RefSeq lists its product as uncharacterized. NCBI's taxonomy places the organism in Eukaryota, Fungi, Ascomycota, Sordariomycetes, Cephalothecales, Cephalothecaceae. Gene Ontology annotation, molecular function: DNA binding. Gene Ontology annotation, biological process: regulation of DNA-templated transcription; phosphorelay signal transduction system. The record is from RefSeq and is a predicted model, not a curated record. The transcript is spliced from 7 exons. The coding region runs from base 1 to 1026 and encodes 341 amino acids.